AUCCCAUUUCAUACUUCAAUCCUAGUCUUCAAUUGGGUUGCUCUCUAUUCAUUCCAUUUUCAGAGGCCUUCAAGAACAGUGCUAGAACCUCCAUGGCUGCAAAGCCCUUCAACAUUAUCUUCCUCCUCCUCCCUUUACUCUCUUUGGUGGUGGUGGGGCAUGAAACUGUGAAAUCGGAACAGUACCCAUUGGUUGUGAGCACGUGGCCCUUUAUCGAGGCUGUUAGGGCUGCAUGGAGGGCUGUUGAUGCUGGCUCUUCAGCUGUGGAUUCUGUGGUUGAAGGAUGCUCAGCUUGUGAGGAACUCAGAUGUGAUGGGACAGUUGGUCCGGGUGGAAGUCCAGAUGAGAAUGGAGAAACUACAAUUGAUGCUCUGAUAAUGGAUGGGGUGACAAUGGAAGUAGGAGCUGUUGCAGCCAUGAGAUAUGUAAAGGAUGGAAUUAAAGCUGCCAGGUUAGUGAUGCAACAUACUGAACACACUUUGCUGGUAGGAGAGAAAGCAUCAGAAUUUGCUAUUUCAAUGGGUCUUCCAGGUCCCACGAACUUGAGUUCACCAGAAUCUAUGGAGAAGUGGGCCAAAUGGAAAGAUAGUCGCUGCCAACCAAAUUUCAGGAAAAAUGUAUCACCUGCAAAUAGUUGUGGUCCUUAUCGUCCAACAAAUUAUCUGGGGCAUCCUGAUGAAACAUGCUCCAGUACUGUUCAGAUGCUAACUAGUAAUUCCAAUUUACUUCGUGUCGGUCUUCAUAGCCAUGAUACUAUAUCAAUGGCUGUUAUUGAUAGAAUGGGACACAUUGCUGUUGGCACAUCAACUAAUGGAGCAACAUUCAAGAUUCCUGGCAGAGUAGGAGAUGGUCCCAUUGCUGGAUCCUCAGCAUAUGCCAUUGAUGAAGUUGGUGCAUGUUGUGCAACUGGGGAUGGUGACAUCAUGAUGCGCUUCCUUCCAUGCUAUCAAGUUGUGGAGAGUAUGAGGUUGGGAAUGGAACCCAAACUUGCUGCUAAAGAUGCAAUAACACGAAUAGCAAGAAAAUUUCCAGAUUUUUUGGGAGCCAUUGUUGCCCUCAAUAAAAAGGGGGAACAUGCUGGUGCCUGCCAUGGUUGGACAUUUAAAUACUCAGUCAAGAGCCCUGCAAUGAAAGAUGUGGAAGUUUUUACUGUGCUACCUUGAGAGAGAGACUGUUCAAGAAAUGAGUAUGUUCCAAGUUCCAACAAUUAAUUCAAAUCAGCAUGCUAAUUUUGUUGGUCAGGGAAAGUUAGUGGCUCAUAAAUGUGCUUAUAUUGUAAUAUUAUUCUUGCAUCUGAUAUUAACCGAGCAAUUAACAUUGAUUGUGCAAGAUUGUUUGCAAUAUCAACUAUGCUUGCAUGAAGAUUUCAGACUACGAGAUUUGAAUGUUGUCUGCCUAAGAAGUAAGAAUUAAUAACAAGUCUUACAACACCUUACUGUUAUUUUUGUGAUUGUUAUAAUGCACAAGGUUAGAGAGUGCUUGAAUUGAAUGUGGAUGGACAGUUCUCCGCCACAUUGGAAUU
Glycine soja is the source of this 1522-nucleotide messenger RNA. Its product is annotated as probable isoaspartyl peptidase/L-asparaginase 3. The transcript is spliced from 7 exons. The record is from RefSeq and is a predicted model, not a curated record. Gene Ontology annotation, molecular function: N4-(beta-N-acetylglucosaminyl)-L-asparaginase activity. NCBI's taxonomy places the organism in Eukaryota, Viridiplantae, Streptophyta, Magnoliopsida, Fabales, Fabaceae. Bases 93 to 1163 code for a protein of 356 amino acids. Gene Ontology annotation, biological process: protein deglycosylation.